AUGGCGCAACCAAAGUGUGGCGAGGAGGUCGCAGAAAAGGUCAAUGACAAUACGAACAAUGAGGGCUUGACGAUGUGGGCUGCGGCUUGGCGUGGUGGCCGUGUUGGUGCCCUCUUUGUUGGAGCAAUCUCAGCUGUGCUGGGCCUAUUGCUGGGAUCCGCGGCCGGGGCGGCGGCAGGAUCUUUGUUGGCACCGCUGACCUUGGGAUUCUCAGCUCCGGCCUGCUGCUUCUUCGGCGCCCUGGGCGGCCUCAUCUUGGGUGCAGCCUUGGGAUGUGCAGGUGGUGUGAUGCUGGGGGCUUCUCUGGGACUUCUUUGCUUCGCUACCGAGAUGCCAUCCGGCUGGACAAAGCCUCGCAAUGGGCAAGUGCUGCAGGUGGCUGCACCUUUGAUUCUCACGGGGGUCACAGGUCCGUGCUUCGCCUCCUUUGGUGCAUUCCUGGGACUUCUGUCGGGGGCAUUUCUGGGGCUCAUUGCAGGUCUCUUCUUAGCGCCCUUCACAUUCGGAAUUUCUGUACCGAUUUGUGCUUGCUUGGGCGGCAUUGUGGGUGCAGCCGUGGAUGCGGCAACAGGCGCGUUGUUAGCCGUGCUAUUGAAUCUUGUGCUGUUUCGGCACCGCAGUGGAUUCAUGGGAGGUCUCACCCGCUUAUUUCAGCCUUUCAUUACAGCCUUCAACAGGUGGCGCUUCCAGCUGGCCAUGCUGAUCGCCCCCAGCCUUGAAGUCGCUCUGAAGAAUCCAGAUGAGUCGCCCAUGGAGGCGCGGGACUGCAAGAAGCCAGCUCGCCGAGCCCGACGUCGUGCCCGAAAGGUUGGUAACAGCAUCAUGUAG
Cladocopium goreaui is the source of this 828-nucleotide messenger RNA. Lineage: Eukaryota; Dinophyceae; Suessiales; Symbiodiniaceae. The record is from the annotation of a GenBank genome assembly.